Molecule: messenger RNA, 511 nt
Organism: Danaus plexippus (monarch butterfly)
Lineage: Eukaryota; Metazoa; Arthropoda; Insecta; Lepidoptera; Nymphalidae
Gene: Leb3
Product: lebocin-1/2-like
Exons: 1
Coding region: 61-435 (124 amino acids)
Source: RefSeq, a predicted model, not a curated record
AUGGACGAGGCUAAACUAUACUGAGCAGUCUCAAACAGUUUGCGCUAAGAAACUAACAAUAUGCAUAAACUUGUAUUAACCAUUAUGUUGGUAUUAGUGGCUGACUCUUUAUGUCAGCGAAUAAUCUAUCCAACAUGGAGACCUCCUCCAAGACGACCGGUCAUCAUCAGAACUGCUAGAAGUGUCAGUAACGAUGAACCAUUGUGGUUGUAUAAAGGAGACGAUGUCAUUCGAGCCCCUGCAUCUGGUGACCAUCCUAACCUACCUUCGAUCAUUGAUGACAUUAAGCUGGACCCCAACAGAAGAUACGCCAGAAGUGUCGACUCUCCAAGUGCCAAGCGCUCGGGUGGAAGCCAUUCGUCUCCCAGCAGAAACCAUGACACUGGACGGACUCAUCCUGGAUACAACCGGAGAAACGCCAGAGAUGUUUAUUAAUUUUAUUAUUUAAUAAUUAAAGUGUAAUCGCUGUUUUAACUAAUAUUUUAUAAAAAUAUAUAACAAUUUCAAAGAA